GUGUAUUUGAAACUCGCUAGGGGUCGCAGGGUUGUUACACGUUUUAGCACAAACGUUUGAUAGUCAAAGUGUACACUGUUGGCUCAUACAUUACAACAUGUAUGUGGUGGUUUAAUGGCGUUGUUUCAUACUGCUUGGGUAAUUUCUUCGUAAAAAAGAUAUUUCUUUGGAGCCUAUUAUUUAUGAAUUGUACAGACUAUUGCAGAUGACUAUUUUAAGUAAACGGGUUUAAUUUAUCUCAGAUAAAAUGUCGAGCCAUCAAAGCAUGCUGCCCCAGUUUUUGUUCAUCAGCAACCUCUUAAAAGCUGUCAAGAUAAGGGAAAGAGUCCCAAAUGAUGUUGUUAAGCCUUCCACUACCAACGGGAUCAUUCCUCACCUUAGGAGCAUGCACAGGUGUACUUUGGAACUGUUCCGGAUGAGCCAGUUCCCUCAGCAGUUCAGGGAAGUCAUUCAGACUGCGCUCUUGGAUCGGGCUAUGCAAAGCUCUCUGGAGCGGGCGAAAAAACUGAACUGGUGCAGAGAGGUCAAGGAGCUGGUUCCACUCCGGACCAAUGGUGAUGGGAACUGUCUACUUCAUGCCACUUUGCAGUACAUGCUCGGGGUCCAAGACACAGACCUCGUCCUUCGGAAAGCACUUUAUAGCGCUCUGAAAGAAACAGACACACGUAACUUUAAAAUACGUUUUCAGGCUGAGUCUCUGCAGUCACAAGAGUUUAUACAAACAGGCCUCCACUACAACACAAUGAAUUGGGAGGAAGAAUGGGAAAAGCUAGUUGAAAUGGCAUCACCAGCAUCAAGCCACAAUGGUCUACAGUACCAUUCCCUGGAGGAUAUUCAUAUAUUUGUUCUGGCCAACAUCAUUCGGAGACCAGUCAUUGUAAUUGCAGAUCAGAUGUUGAGAAGCAUGAAGUCUGGCUCAACCUUUUCUCCCCUGAACGUUGGAGGAAUUUACUUGCCAUUGCACUGGCCGCCCAGACAAUGUUACAAAUAUCCCAUAGUCCUUGGCUAUGACUCACAACAUUUUACACCUCUUAUCACUAUUAAAGACAGUGGACCAGAACUCCGCGCUGUACCAUUAGCAUGCCAAGAAAAAGGCAAAUUUGAAGAUUUAAAAAUCCACUUUCUGAAUCAGUCCGAACAGCAUGAGAAAGACAAACUACUAAAUGACUACAUGAUGUUGAUUGAAAUACCAGUCCAAGGAUCUGGUUAUGAUACAACAACUCACAUUAUCAAGGCUGCAAGACUCGAUGAAGGUAACUUGCCAGAGGAUGUGAACCUAAUGUAUGAUUACCUCCAUGUUGUCGACCACGAAUACAAGCAGUGGCAGGACAGUUCAGAACAUGGCAGACAGCCCUGCUACAGAGACCCACAGGACUUCUCCAUGUCCCAGCUCUCCCUCAUCGAAAUUAAAUGCAACACAAGCAGGUGUCCAUACUACAUUUCCAUGGACACUAGGCCUUACUGCCAUGAGUGCUUUGAACGGAGGAUGUCAAAUGGGAAGCCAGAAAUCAAACCCAGAAGUCAGAAUCCCCAGGCUGGAACAGAGUCUCAGAAAGGGAACAGACCUGGCUCUUCAAAGGUCGUCAGUUUUGUUCCCACUGGACUUACUAAUGAGACUUCACUGUCCUGUUCUCGAGAGGCUCCUCCAAUGACCCAGAGUGUUUACUUCUUUAGUGAAAUGCAUGCAAUGAAGUGUAAGACCCCAGAGUGUCUAUUCACAUUAAAUGCGCAGCACAAUGGACUUUGUGAGCGCUGCUUUGUGGCCAGGCAGUCCAGUCAAGUCCCUAACCAGGAGGAGCCUGUCAUUCCUUAUGUCCUACCACCAAUGGAUUGGACUGGGAAAGGUGGUGGUGAAGAGGGAACACGGUGCAACCUCUGCCAGCUGGAUGUCAACCGGACUUUCAAUGGCAUGUGUGCAUUGUGUAUGGAAAGGCAUGGCAAUGAGAGGUCAAUUAGUUUACAUCACCAAAGAUCCAGGUUAGACCCUAGUCAAGCAGCAAGGGGACGGCCUCAGCAGUCUGGAACGUGGGUCUCGACCACUGGCCGUGAAGACUUUGGUUUCCCAGCACAAAGCCCUGUAGCACCAAAGUGCAAAAAAUCAGGUUGCAAGUAUUAUGGGACAGUGAAAACCCUUGGGUUCUGCUCCAUGUGUUUUACCCAAUAUCAAGUAAACCAUGAAAGUGAAGCCGUGCUGUCUCCCCGAAGGAAACCUCCUUUUGCCACUUCUUCGUCUGGAUACCCCUGCGCUGCUGCUGCUGCUGCUGCUUUCCAGAACACCUCCCGCUGCCUGGACCAGCUUUGCACCAACCUGGGCAACUCCAUGUUUGAAGGAUACUGCCAGAAGUGCUUUCUGAAUGAGCAGGGACUACGAUUAAAUGAAGGAAGACGGGCAGAAGAUACAUCUUCUCCUUUACUUGAGAGAUCAGCCCCUCAAAGGCAGGCACACAACCGCCUAAGUCCACAGUGGUUAAAAUGUGCCAGGAACAGUUGCAACAACAUUGUAUCAAGCUGGGGGGAGCCGUGUGCAGAGUGCCAGCGGAGUGGCACAAGGGCUAGAGGAUUGGCAGCAGGAGAGGCACCAAAACAACGCUGUAGGGCCCAAGGUUGUGACCACUACUCCAACCAGGACAAAGAUGGUUACUGCAAUGAGUGUGACCUGUUCCGACAGAUUUAUAGGGAGUAACUGAAAGUGAUGCAUGAAAGAUUUGGGAUGCUGGUGCUGAUAAAAUUUUUUUUUUUAAAAACACAUCACUUGACAUGAAGUGUUUAUGACUUAAUCACACCACAGAGCCAGGUCCAGAGCUACCACAAUCAGCCAAACUUGUACUCCACUCACUCAGUCUAUAAAUGGCAGCCUAUAUUUAAGCACUUUUUAAAAAAGACUAAGAAUUAUGUCUAGGGAAGAGCUGAUCAAGCAAUUCUACACAAAACGUCAAUAAGCUGUUAUGUUAAUGUAAGUAGUGUAUAAAUAUAAAUGAAAAGGCUGUAAUCUAUCAUUAAACAAUGUCAUAUACCUCCAAGUACGGCUGCUUACACAGUUCCUGUGUGCCUAAAGAUGGACUGGUUUCAUAAAGUAUGCACCAGGCCUGAGAAAUUAAGAAUUGUGUGUUAUCUGACAAUUGAACUUUUUUUUUUGUAAUUUUCAAAAACCUUUCAGUUGAUUAUAGCUACUUCUGCUUGUUUUUGCAAAUGUAUUUAUGAAUCUGAAAAUUAUUUUAUCUGAAUAUAUGUUAUAUAGUAACUAAUUUAUGUUUUACAUAAUAUGCAAUAAAUUAUUUUACAUAAUUCUGAUAACAUGGCUGUUAUUUUUAUGCUAAAUGGAUAAUGUUUACUGAAUUUUGAUGCAUUUAUUUGUAAAGGUUUUUUAAAAAGCACCAUGUCAUUCAGAUUAAAAUUGUAUUAAUUUAAGUAACAGAUAUUUAGGUACCAUUACUUUGUAUUAUAUUUAAUUCACUGUCUUUAAAGAGUAAGUAGCGGGUUUCUGAAAAAUGUAGUGUAUACGUACUAAAGUGUUGCUACAACUGUUUAAAUAAUGUACCUGUAAUUUGUUGACAUCCUGACAUCUUUUUACACUUUA
Polyodon spathula (Mississippi paddlefish) is the source of this 3577-nucleotide messenger RNA. Its product is annotated as tumor necrosis factor alpha-induced protein 3-like. Gene Ontology annotation, biological process: cell migration; cytoskeleton organization; positive regulation of Wnt signaling pathway. The record is from RefSeq and is a predicted model, not a curated record. Gene Ontology annotation, molecular function: DNA binding; cysteine-type deubiquitinase activity; zinc ion binding. Bases 248 to 2683 code for a protein of 811 amino acids. Gene Ontology annotation, cellular component: cytoplasm; nucleus. NCBI's taxonomy places the organism in Eukaryota, Metazoa, Chordata, Actinopteri, Acipenseriformes, Polyodontidae. The transcript has 9 exons.